ACCUCCAAAUCUUGCUAUACGUAGAGCGAAACAUCCUAGGUCCCACAUAUUUUGUCUUAUUCUCUACCAACUAACUUAAUUAUAUAUUAAGCAAAAAACUCUGUUCCUUUCUUUCUCUCAGACUGCCAUCAUCUUGAGAUCUUCAUCAAGAAGCUGCCUCUCUCUUUCCAUAAACUCACAUCAGCCACACAUAAAUACAUCUUAACACUCCUAAGCAUUUCACUAGCCCACUUCCGUCUUUCAAGAUAUUUUCUUUUUGUUUAAGACACUUUCUUAUCAUCAGUUCAGUGACUUUCAAGUUCAGCUGCGUACCUGAGCCAAAGAGUGUUUCAGGAUGGAACUAAGGCCGAGAAUGCUCAAAGACUGUCUCUUGGAAGAUUCCAACUCCUGUUCCUCAAACGGGUUCAAAUCGAUUCCCAGACGGCCUCCUCUCAACCAUUUCCCAAUGAUACCAAAGAGGAAACAAUCCAAUGCAUUGCAGGCUGUGAUUAACGCCGUCAAGAACCUCAGUUCCAACGCCGUCAAAUCCGCUCCAUCGAAGAUCUUACCAAGGAGCCUCUCUCGGCGAUUAACACCCAAGAACAAAGCAAAAAACCAAGCAAGCAUCACCAUUGUUCGGGUCAAAGACAUCGUGCGGUGGAGUUCGUCUAAGGACCUGCAUGAAGACAUAUCACAUUUCGAACCGUCUCCGCCUCAUCAGUACACAACCAAGACAGCAACAACAACCACAGGAUCCUCCACCACCAGUGGCACAUCCUGCAGCAGUUGGUGUGACUCGGAUUUUACAUCGGAGUUUUUACCAUCAUCAUGGGGAAGUAUCGUUGAGGAGUGCGGUGAAAAAGAGAGUGUUAAAAGCAACUUACACUGCGUCGGCGAAGAUUCUUGCACAGCAGUAAUAGUCGCCGACACUGAAGUGGGACCUGAGGAGGACUUACAGUGUGAAAAGGAGCAAAACAGCCCUGUCUCAGUGUUUGAGAUUCAACAUGAGGAAUAUGACGAAGCAUCAGACUCUUCUUUCAGUCAAUGCCUUGACAAUGUGGAAAGAACCAAAGAAAAGCUUAUGCAAACGAUUCAGCGGUUUGAGUCGUUGGCCAACAUUAGUCCUUUCAAUUUAGACGAAUGGGGAUCAAUGGAUGAUGAAUCUUGCAUGGAAGGAGGACAAGAGACAUGUAUCAAAUAUGAUGAUGAUGAUGAUGAUGAGAAUUGCGAUACUGUUGAUGGCGAGACUGAAGAUGAAGAUGCUGAUGAGGUUGAAGAGAAGGCAGCACAGCUAUGGAACCGGGUCAAAGAAAGACAUGCCAUUUGGAUCCACGAAGAACAUCUGAUAAUGGACUAUUUCAGAGAUGAAUUGAUGCAAAGGACAAACUCAUUCCACGAAACUCAACACUUUAAGGACCAAUUGGUGGCGGAGGCAAAAGGAUGGUUGCAUGGAUAUAAAGAAUCAGAGCUUGAACGCGGAACAGUUGGGCAGAGGAGACAAGCAUGUGUUAAAGAAAUCGAAAGACGAGAUUGGAAUGAGAAACAGAUAAAGGAGGAGGGCGAUGUGGUGGUUACACAGAUUGAGGAAGGACUCUUCAGCCUGUUAAUGGAAGAAACGUUAACUGCGCUCUACCAGAACUGAUUCCAGUCCACCUGAACAUCGCAAACAGAAACAUCAAUGCUUAAGCUUUAGAAAGUACAAGGCAAAACAUUUUUGAAUAAAGCUCAGGUUUUAGCUCUACUUUUGUAAGAAGGAAGCAAACGAAUAACACAAUGUAAAUUAACCUAUAAAUGCCUAUGUUUUGCUCUAAUUUGUAGAAGAAAACAAUGCACAUA
Molecule: messenger RNA, 1815 nt
Organism: Arabidopsis lyrata subsp. lyrata
Lineage: Eukaryota; Viridiplantae; Streptophyta; Magnoliopsida; Brassicales; Brassicaceae
Exons: 3
Coding region: 335-1621 (428 amino acids)
Source: RefSeq, a predicted model, not a curated record